Messenger RNA from Vigna unguiculata (cowpea), 1300 nucleotides. RefSeq names its product protein SOB FIVE-LIKE 5-like. Lineage: Eukaryota; Viridiplantae; Streptophyta; Magnoliopsida; Fabales; Fabaceae. Gene Ontology annotation, biological process: cytokinin biosynthetic process. The record is from RefSeq and is a predicted model, not a curated record.
UAUCACAUUCUCUCACUCUUUCACUACCAGACACUCUCGUACACACACGUUCACAAGGCCAACUGGCAAUAUUGAUUCAUUCGCAUAAAGAUAAAAUAAGAAGGCGAAAGGAUUGUGCAAAAGGACAGAACCAGUUUACAAUUCUUAGGCAAUUCCUCUCUCUUUCUUAUUAUUUUUUUUAUCAAUCCUCCUUUUACUCCUUUUCUUUCUUCUGCUCAGAAGAAGAACUACAUAAGAAGAAGCACAAGUCUAGGUUCUCUACCACUACUAUAUCAUCUUUCAUCUUUCAUCUUUCACUUGAUCAUAUUUCGUAUCAGACAGACAGAUUGAACAUCUAUAAAAACAACACCAACCUUGGUGUCUGGUUGUAGUAUAGAAGAAAGAAAAAGGGUUGAAUGGAUUAUCAUAUAUCUUCUGCUUCACAAUACAGUAGUGGUAGUGAAUCCGGUUGGACCCAUUAUUUGGACCAAUCUUCUCUUUCUGAAAAUUACUUGCAGAGGAGAAGUGGGGUGGUGGAGGAUGAAGGAAAGGGAGGAAGAAUGGAGGAGGAGUCUGAGGAAGAUUUGUCCAUGGUGUCUGAUGCUUCUUCUGGGCCUCCACAUUAUGAUAACGAAUACUGUUGUCAGAAUUGGUAUCCUUGCCUUUCUUCUACAACCAAAGAGAAGAAGGUCAAAGAAUAUGGCAGAAGUCAACAGUCUUCACCUCUCGAUGACACUGCAAGCUCUCCGUUUUUCAACUAUCCCGUGGAGAGUAACAAGAAGCAAGAGAGUUUCCCCGGGAAUGGAGAAGUGGAGAGUGCAUUGGAUUUUUCUCAAUGCGUAUCUGCGACAAGAAUAAAGAAAAAGACAAAAUUCCAGAAGCACUUCAGUUUCUUGGAGAGGUCUCUAGCUGGAAAACUUGGGUCAGAGGAAGAAGGUGGUUUUGAUGAAGAAGGGAAAUGAGUUUACUUUGAUGUAGCCCUUGUCACUGUUGUUGCUGCAUUGCUGUGGAAAGAGAGACCAGAAGAAUGGAUGUCAAAGGAGAGAAGCUACUCAAUGUCUGGCAAAGGCAAAAGGAACUCCUUUUUUUUUCAAAAUAUUUUAAAAAAGAAAAGCUCUUAUGUUGUAAUUUUACCCCUUUUUUUUUAAUGUGCUCGUAUGCUACUGCUGCCUAUGGUAUUGGGAGCAACCUAAGAGAAUAUAGGAAACUGAAUAAGGUUUGUGUCCUCCAUUUUCUUUUGUUGUCAUUAGUGGCAGGCAUCUCUGGGACCUCCCAGGUCGUGUUCUUUUGAUACUAUUCACAAACUCUUCCUCAUAUGGUA